Messenger RNA from Aspergillus heteromorphus CBS 117.55, 921 nucleotides. RefSeq lists its product as uncharacterized. Lineage: Eukaryota; Fungi; Ascomycota; Eurotiomycetes; Eurotiales; Aspergillaceae. The record is from RefSeq and is a predicted model, not a curated record. The transcript has 2 exons. Bases 1 to 921 code for a protein of 306 amino acids.
AUGGGAACGGAAAUUGAUUUGAGCUCACACCAGGAAGAAGAGGUGGCAUAUGCUCUGGACAAUGCCAAGGUUCCCUAUUGCAUUUGGGGUAGACCGUUACUAAGGAUCUAUGGAGACAGCGCAACGCAGUUUUCAGGAUGGGUCAUUCCAGACGACCGCUUGGAGGACGCAUCAGAAACAUUGGUGUCCAUUGGAUAUAGGUUCUGCCAAAUAGGAGAAGAAUGCGAUAUCAUGCAAAAUGGAAACGGCUCGCACCCCCAUUCCGACUACCAUUUCCAUCCUGAUGAAGUUUUGCAGCACUCUCCCAGGAAUGGGCUUCCGACAGUGACCAUCAGCCUCUACCCCAAGUCGAGUAUACUGUGGUCUUUCCCAGACCCCCCUGUGGGCCUUCCUGAACCGAACGACGCUUACUACAUGCUUGCCUCGGAUGAAAGACUCCCAUGUCACAUCGGCGCCCCGCUUUCCCCUUGGUUGUCCUGGGGUCGCCGGUCACCCGAACGGUAUCCAUUGAAGAUUCCCAAGCCCAUUAAAUAUCUCGAGAACAUGGUUGCUCGUCGCUGUCGCGCCCUGGACGGAAGUGAAGAUCCCUACCAUUGGAUGAAGGAGAUUUACUCACUCGUGAAUAUAAUGAUGUCCAACAGAAUACCAAACCUUCUGUUCCUGGAUGGCGUGUCAUCACCGUUUGAGAGAUACUUGGCUAUAAUGUGUAACGAUAUUUAUCCCCUAUCCAAGCGCAAAGAAAAGGCUUGGGAGUAUCUUCACGUUAUGUAUGCUGAUCUGAAGAAUAACUUCGCGCUGCCACCUCCAGGAAAGCAGUUCUUCAGGGCGGGGGAAGAUUUGAACACACGCAUCGCAAAAUGGCAAGGUUUCUGCAAUCGCCUCGCAAAAUGGAAGAUUAAGGUUUUGGAACACGAAGAUUAG